AUGUUUCUAUUUCUAUACACACUCCUGCUUUUCCAUCAAUUACAUGCAAAGGUGGAAAACACUCCUUGUCAAACCCUGGGAGACCCUAAGUACCCGCUGUUUUCCAAGGAUGGAGAUGUAACUAUUGGAGGAAUUUUUCCUGUACACAGAAAGGAAACAUUACCUUCUUUUGAGUUUACUCAAAAACCUCAACUUCUGUUAUGCUCAAGUGUGAAUCUGAGAAAUUUUCUUCUGGCUCAAGUAAUGAUCUUCACUAUCGAUGAGAUUAACAGAAAUGAAACUUUGCUUCCAAAUGUUUCUAUUGGAUAUCACAUUUAUGAUACAUGUGGUUCAAGGCUGUCUACCAUGAGUGCAACUAUGGGACUGAUGAAUGGUCUGGAUUUUGGAUCAGGUGACAGAUGCAACGGACAACCUCCUUUACCUGCUAUCAUAGGAGAAACCGAAUCGUCUGCCACAGUGAUUCUGUCCAGAACUACAGGACCUUUUAAAAUUCCAGUGAUAAGUCCCUCCGCCACAUGUGUAUGUCUCAGUAAUAGGAAAGAUUACCCCUCUUUCUUCAGGACUAUUGCUAGUGAUUACCACCAGAGUAGUGCACUUGUAAAUAUAGUCAAGCACUUUGGCUGGUCUUGGGUGGGAGCUGUGAACAGUGACACUGACUAUGGAAACAAUGGGAUGGCUGUUUUUCUGAAAAUAGCCCAGGAGGAGGGGAUUUGUGUGGAGUACUCUGUGAAAUUCUACCGAACAGAGACAGAAAAACUCAAAAAAGUAGUAGACACAAUUAAAAAAGGCACAGCAAAAGUGAUUGUUGCAUUUGUUUCAUUUGUUGAGAUGGGCUUACUUAUUGAUCAGUUAAGUAUUCAGAAAAUUGCAGGCUUUCAAAUGAUUGGUGUGGAGUCAUGGAUAACUACAACAAAUUAUAUCACUCCAAAUAGCUUUCAUUCACUGGGAGGGUCCCUGGGAUUUGCAGUGAGAAAAAUCAAUAUUGAAGGGUUUGCGGAUUAUCUUCUAAAAGAAUUCUGGGAUACAGCUUUUCCAUGCUCACAGAGUGAAGGGAAUUUUUCUCAAUAUGCUUUAAGUUGCAGCAGAUAUGAGGAGCUACUUGCACUAAAGAAAAACAAUGAAAAUGUACCUGAACUAAGAUAUGAAUACAAUGUCUAUAAAGCAGUUUAUGCUGCAGCUCAUGCACUACACAGUCUUAUGAAGUGCAAAGAAAAAAAAGGUUGUGAGAAAAACCUGACAAUACAGCCAUGGCAGAUGGUUGAGGCUAUGAAAAAAGUUAAUUUCACCACAAAGAUGGGUGAUCAUGUGUGGUUUGACGGCAGUGGUGGUGCAGUAGCCCAGUAUGAAGUUGUAAACUGGCAACAGGUAUCUGAUGGAUCAUUCCAGUUUAAAUCUGUGGGAUUUUAUGAUGCCUCACUUCCCCCUCACCAACGCUUGCAGUUAGAUACUAAAAAUAUAAUUUGGGCUGGAGGAAAGCUGAAGGUAAGGUCUGUGUGCAGUGAGAGUUGUCCUCCAGGCACUAGGAAGGCUGCACAGAAAGGAAGACCUGUCUGCUGUUAUGACUGUAUUCCAUGUGCAGAAGGAGAAAUCAGUAAUGAGACAGAUUCAAUUAACUGUAAGGAGUGCCCAGAAGAAUGCUGGUCUAAUGCUGAGAAAAAUAAAUGUGUGUUAAAGACUGUAGAGUUUCUCUCAUUUACUGAAUUUAUGGGUAUAGUGCUAGCCUUUUUCUCACUGUUUGGAGUGGGAAUAACUGCACUGGUUGCCAUCCUAUUUUACAACAAGAAGGACACCCCCAUAGUAAAAGCCAACAACUCAGAACUGAGCUUUCUGCUGCUCUUCUCACUUACUCUCUGUUUCCUCUGUUCACUUACUUUCAUUGGUCGUCCCACAGAGUGGUCCUGUAUGUUGCGUCACACAGCAUUUGGGAUCACUUUUGUCCUCUGUAUCUCCUGUGUUUUGGGGAAAACAAUAGUAGUGUUAAUGGCCUUCAAGGCUACACUUCCAGGAAGUAAUAUCAUGAAAUGGUUUGGGCCUAAACAACAACGACUCAGCGUUCUUACCUUUACACUUAUACAGGUCCUUAUUUGUGUGCUUUGGCUAAUAAUAUCUCCCCCAUUUCCUUACAAAAAUAUGAAAUAUUAUAAGGAAAAGAUCAUUCUUGAGUGCAGUCUGGGUUCUAUUAUAGGUUUCUGGGCUGUGCUAGGUUACAUCGGCCUGCUGGCUAUCUUGUGCUUCAUUCUGUCUUUUCUGGCUCGUAAGCUGCCUGAUAACUUUAAUGAAGCAAAAUUCAUCACAUUCAGUAUGCUAAUAUUCUGUGCUGUAUGGAUAGCAUUUAUUCCAGCUUAUGUCAGUUCUCCUGGAAAAUUUACUGUAGCUGUAGAGAUAUUUGCCAUUUUAGCCUCAAGCUUUGGUUUGCUUUUCUGCAUAUUUGUACCUAAAUGUUAUAUUAUCCUGCUUAAGCCUGAACAAAAUACAAAGCAAAACAUGAUGGGUACAUCAAAGUCCUACUGA
Carassius auratus (goldfish) is the source of this 2511-nucleotide messenger RNA. RefSeq names its product extracellular calcium-sensing receptor-like. Gene Ontology annotation, cellular component: plasma membrane. The transcript is spliced from 6 exons. Gene Ontology annotation, biological process: G protein-coupled receptor signaling pathway. The coding region runs from base 1 to 2511 and encodes 836 amino acids. The record is from RefSeq and is a predicted model, not a curated record. NCBI's taxonomy places the organism in Eukaryota, Metazoa, Chordata, Actinopteri, Cypriniformes, Cyprinidae. Gene Ontology annotation, molecular function: G protein-coupled receptor activity.